Cottoperca gobio is the source of this 1344-nucleotide messenger RNA. It is a transcript of the gene tmem150c, whose product is annotated as transmembrane protein 150C. The record is from RefSeq and is a predicted model, not a curated record. NCBI's taxonomy places the organism in Eukaryota, Metazoa, Chordata, Actinopteri, Perciformes, Bovichtidae. Gene Ontology annotation, cellular component: plasma membrane. The transcript is spliced from 8 exons. Bases 199 to 942 code for a protein of 247 amino acids.
ACCCACGCACAACACACAACACACCUCCACGACGACACUAUCACACCUUUAGCAGUAUAUGGAAGAGCUGUUAGCGCAUUUAUCACCGACCAUAGGUCCAGAUAAUGUAGCUGGUAAGUGUAUUUACAGUUCACAGCUGUGACCACUGCGCGGUAACACCGGGGAGAGAGUAUCUGCAGGGUGGACAGAGGAGACAAGAUGUGGAGCUGCAGUCUGUGGGCUCUUCUCCCUCCCGUGUACUCUGUGUUUACUGCUGCUGGACUGUGGCUGGUAUACUUUGUCGCCGUCAAUGAUGAGACGAUAGCACCACUGGGUUCAAAAUACAAGAGAAGAAAUGGAUCCUUUUAUCCUCCCUACAUUAGUGUUGCAGGCAACUCUCCACCAGCCAGCUGCAUCUUCAGCGAGGUCAUGAACUUGGCUGCGUUUGUCGGGUUCAUCAUUGCCGUCCUCCGAUACCUUCAGCUCAAACACGUAAUGGACAAACAGUGGCUGAAUUUCGGCAGUAUGGUGGUUCUCUCUUUUGCCUGCUUCGGAAUGACACUCGUAGGAAACUUCCAGGUAUUCACUGAGGAGAUGAUCCACAAUUUAGGCACCUUCAUGACAUUUGGGCUGGGGACGCUGUUCUGCUGGGUGCAGUCCUACAUCACCCUGAGGGUUAAUCUGAAGAAUGAAGGCAGGAAGGCUGGUGUCCUCCGCUUCCUGUUGUCUGGAUGCAUCACUGUCUCCAUGAUACUCCACUUCUCCCUGAUUGCUCAGCGUCUCCACAUGCAGGCAGCUCAGUGCCAGUGGGCGCUGGUCAUGUUCUUCCUCACCUUCCUCAGUACUUUUGGCAUCGAGUUUCGUCACAACCGCUUUGAAAUGGUGUGCUCGGAACACUCUGGGUGUCCAGUGAGCCGCUCAGAGACUUCUGAAGUGUCCAGGUACCAGCCGGACCAACUGUGAGAACGUUACAUUGUCUGACGUUUAAAGCUCUGCAGGGUUAACUGCAGGAGACGCAUGAAUCAGCAACUUAAAAUGCAUUUACUCCGUCUUUAAAAGCUGUUGAUGUUUUACACUCCACUGUUACACAUGUCCACUUCUACGCAUGUUCACAAGUGAAACGUGUGCUGGUUGAUCAACAUUCUUUCGUUACAUGCAACACUUCUGUUUAAACGUUACAAAUGUCAAAGGUAUUUUUGUAACUUCAAAUGUUUGAGUUUUUGUAUGAAUCUAUGGAGGGUAUGAUUUAAAAUGCAAGUUUACACAGUAAGCAAUCAGUCAACAAAGAAAGCAACAUUUUGUUUUUACAGUCUUAUGUGUUGAUAACUUUAGCAGCGAUGAAAAUAAAGAAAACUGUUCUUUGUA